Rhinolophus ferrumequinum (greater horseshoe bat) is the source of this 4343-nucleotide messenger RNA. It is a transcript of the gene HEATR4, whose product is annotated as HEAT repeat containing 4. NCBI's taxonomy places the organism in Eukaryota, Metazoa, Chordata, Mammalia, Chiroptera, Rhinolophidae. Gene Ontology annotation, molecular function: oxidoreductase activity. The transcript has 17 exons. The record is from RefSeq and is a predicted model, not a curated record. Bases 794 to 3871 code for a protein of 1025 amino acids.
GAAAAGAAAGGAGAGAGUCAAGAACCUACCCAACAGAAAAAUGUUUUUCUAAAUGCAACUACAGAUGCGAUUAGUUUUAAUUUGUGAAUUGGCUACAAGAGAAUCAGCCUCAACUAAUAGAAGUUUCUUUCCAUGUAGUAAAGAAGAUCUGGCUGGACACAUGGCAAACAAAUUUAAACUCACUGAUAAAUUUGAGAAUUGGUUAUACCCGUUCCAGAGAAUCAUCCACUAGAGAAUGCUAAGUCAUGGAUCCUGUUAAAUUCAAGGCUUCAUUCGGGUGAGCAUGAUCAAAGUCUCAACAUGCCAGAGUAUCUAACUGUGUGGAACCAAGUUCUGUUCCAAGAAGUGAAUCAUUCAUCAGACCCCAUCCAAAUAAAUCAGCAAAUGAUUAACAUAUACAAAGUAAUACUUCAGAGUCCAAUUAAGUGGUAGUUAGUUUCUGAAAUUGGUGGGUAAGUUCUGAUCAAAAUCUGAGGAUAUACUGACAUCAGAAAAAGAUUAAAAACAAGCACGGAAAGCUAACAAAUUAGGAGCUCCAUAACAAAAGGAAUUUUAAUAUUACUAAAUAAUUCCUUUAAAUAAAACCUCACAUGCUUUUUACGAUUAAUUCAGCAUUAUUAAUCCAUCUGACAGAGAAAGUGGAAGUAAGCACAUAAAGUCAAGGAAGUCUCCAAAAGAAACCUCUGAAAGAAGAGUGGAGCAACAUUAGCGCACGUGGCACAGGUGACUGGUCACGCCGCCAGGCCCUGCCUCUGGACCAGGCAGUGUGGAAGGAAGCAUUUGCUGGGAAACAAUGACCAGGACCCAAAAGAGAAAGACUGUUCUCCCCCACCAUCUCCAUCAGUCUUUCCCCCCACAACUGGGAUGGGGCAUGAUUUUCUACUUAAAACCAAAAAGCAAGGAGGAGUGCACAUCUGUCUCGGGCGUGCUUCCAGUCUUUCACUUCAGCCCACAGCGCUCUGCACAUCUCAAGAACCAAUAUUUGAAAAAGGCCGCUUCAAACCUUACCUUCUCUCAGGAGGUGGUGCAGCAGCGAGGGCUGCCCAACAUUCCUUACAGCCAAUACAGCUUUGACCAUCUCUACAAGGCAGACGGCAUCAUCCAGCCUCCCCAUAUCAGGAAGACCCGACCUGAAAAACCUGUCCAUUUCAAGGUCUUGGAUUCUUCGGGUCCCUCAGCAAGGGUCGCCUCCCAGACUGUGAGGACAGAAAGCGCUGCCAAUCUAAUGAAGCUGAAGAAAUCAAGGUCAGCACGCACAGUCCAGGAAACAACACGCCCUCUCAUCUUUCGUCCCUGCAGGGAUCCCGAUAUGCUGAGUCUGUCACUUUCUUUAGAUGUGAACCUAGAGGAGAGGGAAGCCUGGCUUCCCCCUCCUGAGAAGGAGGCCAGAGUCUGGGAGGCCAUCGUGCUGGAAAAGCUGAACAAGCGCACGGCCCGGUGGAUCCAGAACAAGCGUUCUCUAAGGCCUGUGGCAUCUCCCAACAAGUGGCAGAACUACUUGCACCAGCAAUAUGACUGGAGCCACAUCCGGGAUGAGCUCACUUCUGCCAGUGACCUGGAGCUCCUGAAACAGCUGGAGGAAGAAGAGAUAGCAGAUUUUGAGCAUCAAAGUAUCAUCCUGCCCACUCAGGAAAAAAAGGAGCCAGAGCUGCUGCUUUCUACUUAUUAUAGAUUGCCCAAUCACUUGCCACAAGUGCAGAGAUUUAAAAUUAUGCCUGGCAACAGUAAGACCACUGAGGAUAUCGACGGUAACGGGAGCAUCUGCCAGCCCCCAAAUCAAAGCUGCUUCCGACAGGUGAAUCCCAGAGCUGGAAAGUUUGCUUACUCCACAGACAACAUCUUUGAACAGGAGAUUUACUUUGAUAAAGUCCAGGUCAUCCACCGGAUUGGUGCAAAGAGAGAUCAAAUUUUCCUGGAAAACCUCAACCAGUACGACAAGCAGCUAUCGAAGGUCUUCCCUGAAACCCCAGAAAGGUGGACUUCCCAGCCAAUUCCUGUAGCACCUUGCAGGCCUGUGAAAGGAGCCCUGCGCUGGACUGCCUUGCCCACCCCGGCCAAGCAUCUGCUGCUGCAGGUGGGUGAGGAGGAUGUGUCUAGUAAGAGCAGGAAACUGAAGACGCAGGCAGAAUCGAUGAAGGAAGAUGUGGCUUGGAAACUGGUGGUCCUGCGGAGGAUGCUAAAGGAAUGGAAGACUGCCUGGGGUCUAAUCAUCGAGUGGCACUAUAAGACAAUAGAAGGUUUGCUGCGGAGCUUGGCGGAUAUACAUGAUGAUAUUCGGAUCCAAGCCAUUGUCACAUGUGCCACAGCUGCUUUAGAACGGCCCCGGAUUGCUAUCAGCCAGGGGGACUCAGCCCCGCCGAUCCAGGACUUGCCAGAGGUCCUACAGCCCGCCCUGGAGGCUGCUCUUUGUGACAAGAAUGUCAAUGUGCAGGUGGCAGCCGCGCUAUGCCAAUACGCUCUACAGUCACAUAAUCCCCGUGCCCGGGACAUCAUGCAGACUGUCCUUUCGAAGGGUGACAGCGUAAAUAGCUGGGCUGCAGCUCAGUGCUUGGCUCUGGAAGGUGCUGCCACUUACCCCGUGAUUAAGAAGAUCCUCCAUCAGAUGUUUAACAAGAAGGACGAGGACACUGAGCAGCAGUCCUGCCUGCUCCUGAGCCAUCUCAGUGGGAAGACAACCCUAAUUCACACCAUGCUUGCUGUGGAGCUGAACAGCCAUCAAUGGAAGGACCGGAUUAUGGCCUGCCGGGCUCUCUCGCGGAUCUGUGGAAAUGUCUGUUUGGAUAUAAAACAUAAGUUGAUCCAGCUGAUGUGGAGUGACUGGAGUAAGGACGUAAGACAAGCAGCUGCCCAAGCUCUGGGGCAAAUGAGUCUUGGGAAAGAGGUGCAUGACAUGAUCAGAAUCAAGCUGGGUCAAGGAAAUUCCCAAGAGCGUGUGGAAGCCCUGUCCCUGAUUGGUGCGCUUAAGCUCAUGACCGCCAAGCUUCUGCCAAGCUUCCUGGACUGCUUCUCUGAUGACUUCAUGGCAGUUCGGCGGGCAGCCUGUUUGGCAGCAGGUGCCCUGCAGAUCCGUAAUACGAUGGUUCUUAAAUGCCUUCUGAAUCUGAUACAGAGAGAUCCUUACUGGAAAAUCAAGGCCUUUGCCAUUCGAGCUUUGGGACAGAUUGGCCAAGUGAGUCCCCAGCUGACAGACGUCCUGCUCUGGGCUAUCCACUAUGAAAAGUCACCAGGUGUGCGACUAGAAGCUUGCCGUAGCAUCCUAGCCCUCAAACUUCAAGGGGAUCGGGUCAGGGACACCUUCCUAGACGUGCUGCUCCUAGAAAACCAUGAUGCUGUUGUAAAGGAAAUUCACCAGGCAAUGAAGGUACUUAACUUAGAAGAUGAAGGAAACCAAGAAAUGCAUCAGAAGAUCAAGAACAGGAUUCAAACACUAAACCAAAAGGACUUGCUGACGCAGAAAAUAUUCAAGAUUGAGUCAGAAAUAAGAAAAGUGAAGGAGGAAGCAAAACAUGUUUACUUGCAACCCAAAGAAGGGCAAAAACCACUGAAACUCCAUACUUUUCUUCAAACAACUUUUCAGGAUGAGGUGGUGGUUCCUAGAAGACCAUCUGAACUCUGUGACAUUGAAGCAGUCUUAAAGCCUGUGAGGCCCCGCACACCGAAUCCCUGGUUACAGAGUCCAGUCCUCAGCCUGAACAUACGAAGCAGAGGUCACUCAUCACUUGUCAAAGAUCUACGCACCACCCGGGAAAAAAGGAUUGCAAUGGGACCAUUUGGAUCUGACAGCCCAGAUCUCCAGUUGGGUAAAUACUCAGAAGUUUUUUCCAGGGUCACGUCCUCCUCUUCCCCUAGAAAGAAAGGUGAUGAUUUCUAGGAUGAGCCCUUCUCUUGCUUCAAGACAAAGGCAGCAGUAAACCCAGUCACAUUCUGUCUCUUUAAUUGAUAUUAUAUAAUCUCUUUGUCAUUAUGUUAAUAAAGAAAUAUCUAUUUAACAGUAGACUUGGUUUUUUAAAGUGCACCAUUUACACAGAGGGUUAAAGACAUCACAUUAGGUGAUAGAGCAUAUUUUUCCAUACCCCAGAAAAAUCAUGUACUAAAUAUUAUAGGUCAGAGCUCCAAGUUUUACUAGCAUAGAAAAAUCAAAAGAUCCAGCAUCUUUUGCAAGCUAUAUCCAAACUAGACUCCCAUUUGUCUAGGAAAGAAACAGCUUAAGUAAAUUUUUUUUAUCCAUAAGACUAGUCUUACUUUGGAGCAGGUUCUUUAAAUGUAGCUCACCGGCAAUGAGGAAGCCAUGUCACUGGACUGUUACAAGAAAACCAAGCCAGCACAGUCAUUUUCCUCCUCGU